AUGGCAGGUCUUGCCAAUGUUCAGUCAUAUUCUGGACUUGACUCUCCGCAAGACCCGGUCAUAUCGACUGGCGACUACGUGCUCACAAUGUGCCAAGAGCCAGUCAUUGGCCUUGUGGCAGGUGGGAAAGACAAGGAUCGGAAGCCACUAGACCCUCCUCCAGUUGUGAAGCUCGACGUGUCACAUCAGCGCGAUCCAGCAGGACUCUUCCUAUCGAAUCCAUACAACUUCCUUACAUGCCAUCUAGUCAAAGUCGGAGACCACAACAUCGAAACGCCCGUUCCCGGAAACAAACUCGUCGGCACAGUCGUCUCUUCGCUGCACAGACUCAAAGACAAAGACAAUCAGGAUGUGGCGUAUUUUGUCUUUGGCGACGUUUCUGUCAAAGUAGAAGGGCGUUUUCGUCUAGUUUUCACACUUUUCGACAUGGGCGGUCAAGACUGCACGCAACUCGCGUCGAUCAAGUCUCAGCCUUUCAAUAUCUUUCCGAACAAACUAUUCCCAGGUCUCAACGAGUCAACCUACUUGACCCGGGCGAUCAACGAUCAAGGCGUGCGUGUCAGAAUACGCAAAGACUCUCGGCAAUCUCAGACUUCGAAGCGCAACAAGCGAGUUGCUGAACGGUUCAACGACUACAUGGACAAUACUCGGCCUCAGCAGCGCCAAAGAAUUGGCUCAUCUGCUGGCUUCGUUACCCCAAGCCUGGGCGCCAGUUCGUCACAGCAAUUUUCGUCAACGGUCGCAGCAAGUCAUGGCAGCGCAUCAGCCUCGCUGACACAGCAAGCCUCACACGCCCCAUUACGCUACACUCUGGGUUCCUUUGCGCAGCCGAACCUCAAUACAGGAGAAGGGGCAGCGCAUGAACACCCACGUCAAUCCCUAAGCAUACUACCCGGCCUGGCUUCUCACCGGAGCCAGGAGGGUCUUCCUCUCGGGGUCAAUUAUCCUUCAAGCGGCGUGGGCAUGGACAACGUCUUUGGAUCCUUGGCUCCUAACAUGAGCAUGAACCCGUUUCCCUCACCAGCUCACAGCAGCGACAGUGGCCUUCCUUCGAGCGUCAGCAUGCAUGGCAGCAGCGGCCCCCCAGCAGAUCGCUUCCCUGAUUCGGGCCACGGAUUGUGGGGUCGAGACUACUCCUGA
Verticillium nonalfalfae is the source of this 1140-nucleotide messenger RNA. RefSeq lists its product as uncharacterized. The record is from RefSeq and is a predicted model, not a curated record. Lineage: Eukaryota; Fungi; Ascomycota; Sordariomycetes; Glomerellales; Plectosphaerellaceae. The coding region runs from base 1 to 1140 and encodes 379 amino acids. The transcript has 3 exons.